Aspergillus welwitschiae is the source of this 2200-nucleotide messenger RNA. Its product is annotated as Zn(II)2Cys6 transcription factor. The transcript has 6 exons. NCBI's taxonomy places the organism in Eukaryota, Fungi, Ascomycota, Eurotiomycetes, Eurotiales, Aspergillaceae. Gene Ontology annotation, biological process: regulation of DNA-templated transcription. Gene Ontology annotation, cellular component: nucleus. Gene Ontology annotation, molecular function: zinc ion binding; DNA-binding transcription factor activity, RNA polymerase II-specific. The record is from RefSeq and is a predicted model, not a curated record. The coding region runs from base 1 to 2040 and encodes 679 amino acids.
AUGGGGGAAUGUAAAUUUCCCGGCAGCAUGGAUCGAUCCUCUGAAUCCCGAGAACGGAGUCGACAGGCCUGCGAGCCAUGUCGACGCAGAAAGACGAAAUGUCCGGGGGAGAGGCCGGUUUGCUCAACCUGCCAAAGAUUAAACCACCAAUGUGUUUAUUCACUGAGAGACCGAGCCAAUGUCACGUCUGGCAGAGUUACAAAAGCAUACGCAAGAGCUACCCAAGACCGGCUACGGAUCCUUGAGUCACAGGUUAAUGACUUGUAUGGGGCACUCUGCUCACGCCCAAGUAAAAUUGGUGAACCAUCGCCGGGGACUCCCGAGAGCAAUAAUACUUCGCUCAGGGAACAGGAUUGGCAGGCUCCCCUGCGAGGAAGCCCUAGUGAUAUCUCUGCGUUCUCACCGACAAGCCCACAUCCACCCGCAGGGACACUAGGACACUUUAUAGAGGUAUACCGAAAAGUGUUACACCUGCAGCCACUACCGCUGUUCGACAUGGAUACACUCCAGUCCGAUUUGGCCAAAGCACCAGAGUUUCUUCUGUGGAGCUUCCUAGCGCUCAUUUUACCGUUCUCAGGCCACGAAUUCUACCAUGGCAGAGAAUCGGACGCUCGGAAUUUCUAUUCCCAGUCAGCCGAACAGGUAGUUGUGAAGAUGGCCGUCGAAGGCAUACCACGAGUGGAAGUACUACAGUCGCUAUGCCUGCUAGCCCUACGGCACAUCAAAGAAGGCAAAGAAGCCCAAGCCUGCAUGACAAUCGGGAUGGCAUCCCGACUCCAAUCAUUCCGAACCCUGCAACAACACAACAACCAAACCGAAGCCAGAGACCUCACAGUUUCCCGCUGCCACUGGAGCAUACGCAUCCUAGAAAGCAUCUUCACACCCCAACUCUCCAUACCAUCUCCACCACAAACUCCAAUACCCCCCGAAUAUCCCUACCCACCCAGCGCACCCCUCCCACCCCCACUUCCCUCCGCAUCCCCCACUCACACCGACCUCUUCGACACCACCGACCCAACCAACGACCUCGGAAUCGUCGCCUACGGCAUCCAACUAAUAAUCAUCUGGGGCGAAACCGCCUCCUACCUCCACAGCAUCCGCACGAACCCCAACCUCAACGAAGAAACCCCCUGGUCCCUAUCUUCCACCUACUCAAAGCUCAACCACAGACGCAACGAACACGAAACCCAACUCCCAGAAUCCCAUCUCCUCCGCAACGUGGCCUUCACCAAACGCUCCCGCGCCGAAAUAUCCGCCCACCAAGAAUACUGGACCUCCUGGAUCUCAAUGCAGAUCUUCUGCCACGCUCUCGUCGCAAUCCAGAAUCAUCCCUUCAUCCACCUGGUCAUAUUACGCGGGAACCGCGGCGUCUCCCAAUCCCGCCUCUUCCUCCAACAAACAGUCGACCACGCCUUAUUCCACUCCGAAUGGGUAUUCCGACUCGUCCAGGCGUGGGAGAACUUCGAUUUACCCCUCCACGACCCGCUAAUUGCCCAUUUGGUAGCAGCCACUGCGUCCAUAUCAUGGAUAUUCCAAUUCGCGAGAGACAGAGGAAUUGGAGAAAAAGCACGAGGGCAUCUUGUCGUCGCAGAGAGAUUGUUGUCAAGAAUGUCUACCGUCUGGCCGCAUGUUUCUCAUAGGCUUAAGACCCUUCAUGCACUUCAAUCGUCGGCAUCCGUCGCGACGACGAACCCGUCUAUAUCUUCUGAGCAUCAAGGUGCAGCAAUAACUAAAGGAACGACGAUCACUAUCCAGCCAUCCCUGUUCUGGGAUCUACUCGAUCCUAAAAUAUGUCCGACGGAAACGCCGGGGUCGUCGGGACCGGCAGCUCCGGAUGCUAGGAUGCGUGUUACGACGCAGUUCAUGCAUCCGCUUAGUGAGGAUGAGCCGUCGCUGGGGCAGGGAGGGAGGGAUGUGGGUAGGGUUGGUGACGGUGGUGAAGGGCUUAUGUCGGAUGUUCAUGUUCAAGAAUUGGAGCAGUUGUCGUUGGAUGAGUUGUUUGGGCAGUUGGGGGAUGAUACGUUUACUUGGGCGCUUUGAGUGCUUACUUAUAUAAUAUGGGUUAGGGAUGUUUUAUGGUAUACGACGGCUAUAUUAGGAAAUACGGAGUAUUGAAGGGAGGUUGAGGGAAACAAAAGGUCUCGAGAGAUGUACAAAAUAUAUUAUCACAAGACUUUAGAAGCUAAGAAGUGAAUACAGU